Messenger RNA from Necator americanus (New World hookworm), 1446 nucleotides. RefSeq lists its product as uncharacterized. Lineage: Eukaryota; Metazoa; Nematoda; Chromadorea; Rhabditida; Ancylostomatidae. Gene Ontology annotation, biological process: mitochondrial translational elongation. Bases 1 to 1446 code for a protein of 481 amino acids. The record is from RefSeq and is a predicted model, not a curated record. The transcript has 15 exons. Gene Ontology annotation, cellular component: mitochondrion. Gene Ontology annotation, molecular function: GTP binding; translation elongation factor activity; GTPase activity.
AUGUUCUCAAGCUUCGUGAGUGACGUUGACGAGGUCCUUGAGCCGUAUCCAGCUGAGCUCUUAGCUGGUCCAUCCGUGCAGCGAACACAAGUUUAUGUGCAAUGGCUCUCUCAGUUUUCUGAGCUAAACUUUCGUUUUAGCAAGGAAUCCACCAUAAUUCUAUCGCCUGAGAGAAGCAAUCAAAAGCCUUUUGUUGGUUUUGCGUUCAAACUUGAGGCAGGCAAGUAUGGGCAGUUAACAUACUUCCGCGUAUAUCAAGGUCAACUUAACAAAGGUGACACUAUCUACGCUUCGAAAGAUAGACGGCGUGUUCGAGUGCAAAGAUUAGUUCGUAUACAUGCUGCUGAAAUGGAGGAAACUGAUACAGCCUUUGCCGGUGAUAUCUGUGCAAUUUUCGGUGUAGACUGUAUUUCUGGCGAGACGUUUUGUGGUGAUCCCAAUGUACAGCCCUUUUGUGAGUCUAUACAUAUUCCAGAACCAGUUAUUUCUAUGUCAAUAAAGCCUAUAAAUAGAAAGGAUGGCGAUAAUUUCAUUAAGGCUUUGACGCGCUUCACAAAAGAAGAUCCCACCUUUCGUAAAGAGUACAACACAGAAGCGAAGGAGACAAUCGUUUCUGGGAUGGGCGAGUUGCAUCUGGAAAUUUACGCGCAGCGGAUGAAAAAUGAAUUCAACUGCCCUGUUGAACUCGGCAAACCAACAGUAGCAUAUCGUGAAUCUCUUGCUUCACCAUAUAAAUUCUACUAUCGACACAAGAAACAGACUGGUGGUCAAGGUCAAUUUGGUGAAAUUGGUGGAGUCAUUGAUCCUCUACCCGCAGAAAAGAAUACGCAGGUCGUCUUCACUGAUGAAACUUUCGGAAAUGAUAUCCCAAAGAGCCUGCUACCUGCUUUGAAAAAGGGUUUGAAUAUGAUUAUAACGGAAGGGCCUCUUAUCAAGGCACGGAUCGCUGGCAUCAACGUACGAUUGCAAAGUGGAACCACACAUGCGGUUGACUCUACCGAAAUCGCCAUGAUUAAUACCAUGCAAAAUAUGAUGCGUGAAGCAUUCGAAAAAGGCGAGUGGAUGCUUCUUGAACCUAUUAUGAAGGUUGAGGUUACUUCUCCAUCUGAAUUCCAGGGAGUUGUUGUAACGUCACUAACACAACGCAAAGCUACGAUUAUUUCCACUGAUUCUAUGGAAGAGUACAUCAUAGUUGUUUGCGAGUGUCCCCUAGCUGCUAUGUUUGGAUACACGUCAAUACUACGUUCAAUUACUGAGGGGAAAGGAGAAUUUACAAUGGAAUACUGCAGGUAUGCUCCAACUACUGAGGAAGCACAAAGUAAUAUCAUACGCGAAUGGCAGGCUUUACAUGGUCUUGGGGCAAUUGGUAAUAAGAAUAAGAAACUAUACCGUGUUUUGGAAGCCCAUUCAGCAUCCAAAGAGAGUCGAAAUAACGCCCAUAUGUAA